Nomia melanderi (Alkali bee) is the source of this 3201-nucleotide messenger RNA. Its product is annotated as serologically defined colon cancer antigen 8 homolog. The record is from RefSeq and is a predicted model, not a curated record. NCBI's taxonomy places the organism in Eukaryota, Metazoa, Arthropoda, Insecta, Hymenoptera, Halictidae. Gene Ontology annotation, cellular component: centrosome; centriole. Gene Ontology annotation, biological process: tube formation; establishment of cell polarity; centrosome cycle.
ACUAUUAGAAAAUUUUAUGUUUGUUCACUGAUUGAAAUAUAUAUUUUAUGUAUCAAUUGUACAUAUAUAUUUUAUAAUUAAAUCUUUAAUAUUAUGGAAUUAAUUAUAAUUAUAAAUACUUAAGGUAUUUUAAGUACAACUUCAAGAUUCUCACAAGAAAAAUAUAUGAUAAGAAUUUCUUUGUGACUUUGACGGAUAUGAGUUAUUGAAAAAUUGCUGUAAAAACGAAAUCACGGAAUGUUUGUGCAUGGUGGUACGGUGCCUGUUUCCGUGAGACAUGAACGAUCAUGCGGCACGCGAUCUUCCACUAGGUCUAUGUUUGGUUGCGCCGAACUUCGAUUUUCUUAAGCGUUACUACAAACGAUUCACUUGUGUUUGAGCACGUAAAUACUCGGUUCAUUGAUUAGCUUAUAUUCUUAUAUCCAACGACUCGGCAGUAUCGGUUAAAUAAGCUCAGAAUGUUUGAAACGAGCAACCGUGGACGUCGACAUCAGUUUAGCAGUACACCGGCAAUUACCACAGAACAUCUAAGUACACAUUUAGCACGCAUGAAUUUUCCUCUAAGGAAUUAUUUGAAGACAAAAGGAAAUUUUUCAAGCAGUACAGAUCCUGUGAAUUCUCUUCGAAUGAAAAGAUUAAGUUUGAAAUCUAAAAAGACGAGUGGAAUUCAAAAGUUGGAUUUAAGUAGGAAAAAAUCUAUAGAUUACACGGAAAUGGCUUAUAGAGAAGCUGUUUCUAAGCUGAAGUAUUUGCUUGCUGAAUCUUAUGUUUCAAAACCGUUGUCAGGAAAAUCACCAGAUAUCAAAGAUUAUCAAUGCAGCAAUGUAAAAAUUAAUGAAUCCGAAGAAAAUAUCGAUAGUAAGAGUGUUGUAAUUGACAAUUGUAAAGCAAAAGAUUUGCCAGAAGAUACAAAUAAAGCUAUAAAUCCACAAUUCACUUUGUGUAAGAAUGUGUAUCCGACAAGAACAUAUAGUAAUUUAGCAUCUCCAACUUCAGACACACAGUCUGUUCCUCCAGAAUUAAAUUCUUUUAUCGAACAACAAGAAGAAUAUAUUCAUCAAUUACAACAGGAAUCUCAAUUUUGCAGAAAUCAAUUGAAUAAUUUAUUAUACAAAGUCAGAGAGGUUGUAGCUGAAAAUGAAGCUUUACAUUAUAAAAAUAAAACAGGAUUUUUUAAAUGUGCACUCGAUGAAUAUGCGCACAUCGCUGAAAAUGAUAAUGAAAAUGAUAAACAAAAGCCAGCUCGAAUAGAAAUUUCUGAAAGCAAGAAACCUAAAACAUUGGAGUGUCCUAACAUAGUGUUCGAAUCCAGAAUUAGCGAAUUAGAAGCACAACUUACUCAGGCCAAAUUAGAAUUACGUAAAGUGCAAGAGGAAAAUCAGUAUAAUUUAAAACGGAUGUCCGAGAGUUGUUUAAGCAAUGAUACCCCUGAAAUGAAAGCGCAGUUGGAGAAGGCUUUACAUGUUAAACACGAAGCUGAAAUGAAAGUACAAGAUUUACAAAAAACAUUAAUUGCGGUACGAGAACAGGAAACCGAAGCAUUACAAAAAAUUAAGCAAACUGUGGAUGCUAUGCAGCAAAUUCAGUUUGAAAAAAAUCAAUGUGAAAUAGAAAUUAAGAGAUUAAAAGAAGAAUUAGAUAGACAACAUGGAAAAUUUAGAGAAGCUACACAAGAAGCAAGUAAACGUAUUGCUGAAGAAAGACAACAAAUAGAGCGUAGAUAUAGUCAGCAAGUUGAACAAUUAUCUGCUGAUAUUGCUUCUCACUGGGAUGCAGCUAAUAAAUCUCAGUUAGAAUCUGAAAAACAACGUAGAGAGUUAACAGAACUUAGGAGAGAAGUUUCUCAAAAACAAACAUUCAUCGAUGACUUAAAGAAAGAACUUCAAAAUAAGAUAUCGUAUUUACAAAGUGAGCUGAACCAAGCAUUAACUGAAAAAGAUGGAGCUGAACAGGAAGUUUUGUCUACAAAACUAACUGCGGAACGAAACGAACGACAAAGUCGCCAAGAACAAAGUAGACUACAAAUUGAAAUCAAUUCAUAUAAACAACGAUUAGAGAGAACAGAGGCUGAUUUAGUUCACCUUAGAAGAGAAAAUUUAAGACUUUCAGAACAUAUAGCUUCUUUAGAGAAAGAGAUUGCGACGAAUAAACCCAUAGACUCAGGAGAUUUUACUACGCAAAUUCCUGCAAAGUCGGAAAAUGAAAAGGAAUUGGCUUCUAUGAUAAUAGAUAUGGAAACUAAACAUGCUGCUACAGUGGCUGGUCUAGAAGAUGCCUUGAAUAAUCAGGCUACGAUCGUCUCUCAACUGACUGCUGAAUGCCAAUCUCUCACACAGCGUUUGGAAGCUAACAACCUGAAGCACAAGGAAGAAAUGGCCAGUUUACAAAACAACGUAGAAUACUUGUCAGACAAGAUACAAAGUACUUUUAAUAAACAACAAGGAAUUGUAUCGAUGGAAAGUAAAGAUAUACCAGCUAAUUCAUUAACGCAAGCACAAAAUACAGCAGUACCCCACAUAGUUUACCAGGAACAUAAUAUGAAAAUAAAUAACUCACAUGAGAUAAAUAAACAAUCGCUAACAAACAAUUUGUCUAAUGAAAAUAAGUACUAUGUAGAUGAUGAGGCAGAGAAUAAUUUGAAUGCAAAAGCACAGAUACACAAAGAAAAUCAAAAUCAAGAUGAUGAACAAAGUAAUGAUCAUCAGCCUUUAGAAUUGUAUGUAACAGAACAGGAAUAUAAUUCAUAUGACCAAUACGUUACUGAAAGUGAACAACAAAAACAUUCUAAUGUAAUACAAAACCCUAAUGAAGCAACAUUUCCUCAAUAUACUACAUUAGAUACAUAAUAAAAUAGAACAAAUAUUAACUAUUAAUUCUAAUAUUGAAUUUACACAAUAUUUGUAACGUAUUAUACAUUUUAACAUAGUAAAUCUUACAUCUUCAUACGUAUAGAACAUAUCAAUAAACGUUAGUGUAACAUCAUAUUUUCUAAUUGUUUCUUCAAUUUUUAAUGCGAGUUUACUUAUUAUUUAAUUACAUAACAUAUUUCUUUUAUAAGUUUAAUCUUUUGAAUAAACCUACAAAUAAUAUUUCAAUUUGUAGAGGGUAGUAGUCAUAUAUAAAGAUUACGUUCAUUCACAAUGUGUUGAACGAAUAUAAGAUACAAACGUGUACGUACACACGUGAUUAACUAUGGAUAUG